Messenger RNA from Fonsecaea nubica, 834 nucleotides. RefSeq lists its product as hypothetical. Lineage: Eukaryota; Fungi; Ascomycota; Eurotiomycetes; Chaetothyriales; Herpotrichiellaceae. The transcript has 3 exons. The record is from RefSeq and is a predicted model, not a curated record. The coding region runs from base 1 to 834 and encodes 277 amino acids.
AUGCGCUUCUUCGGCAGAACCCUGGCCGGCGCUGGCUACAUUGUGCUCAACAUCAUCCGAGCGAUGAACAUAACUGCUCUUUUGGCCGUCAUCGCGGCAAGUUCGGUCAUGCUGGUCAAGACCUUUAUUGUGUCCAAGUUUUUCUUUUUCGAUGCCUGCGAGCACGUUCUCCGAGUCGUCAUGAGUGGAUUCCUCAUCCUCACCGAACUCUCUCUUUUCAAGUCAUUCUUUUCCAAGAAUUGGCCUCUCUUCAGCGCCCGGUCGAGUUUUGUGAUGCUCGGGCUUGCAAUGAUCUUCCUGGGGAACAGUCUUCUUGGGAAUCUGAACAAGCACGCCACCAGUCAGGAAAGCCUGGGUCUGCCAUUCUGGCGGCUGGUGAUAGCAGCCGGAAUCAUUGUGUUUGUGAUGGGCUUCAUCAACCUCUUUGCAAGCUAUAUUUUCAGAGACACCAAGGCGCAUCUCACAGCGCGACAAGUCCGAUCUCACGGCGCGGUCGCAUCACACAAAGCAGACGUCGAAGCUUCUACUCCAAAACCACCGAGCCGCAAAAGUCAUUACCGAUCAUUCUUCCUAGGCAAGCGAGACUCAUUGCCCUCGUAUUAUUCUCGCAAGAACACGGAUCGUGCCAACAUGGCCGAGACGCCCAAGAUGCACCUGGCCAUUUCGAGUCCUUUCCCACAAGAUCAACCUCUAGUCCGCAGUGUGCAGAGCCCUGGUGGAGCCAGCUCCAAGUACAGCCAAAGCCCUAAGAGUGAGCGAUAUGCCAUGAGCCCUGAACUCAACCGGCCAGAUUUGGCACAUCACCCUGCCAUGACACAAGGCCAUGCUAUCUGA